Molecule: messenger RNA, 882 nt
Organism: Trypanosoma cruzi
Lineage: Eukaryota; Euglenozoa; Kinetoplastea; Trypanosomatida; Trypanosomatidae
Product: mucin-associated surface protein (MASP), putative
Exons: 1
Coding region: 1-882 (293 amino acids)
Source: RefSeq, a predicted model, not a curated record
AUGGCGAUGAUGAUGACUGGCCGUGUGCUGCUGGUGUGUGCCCUCUGCGUGCUGUGGUGCAGUGCCGGCAGUAGAUGUGAUGAAGGGGAGGCGGCAGGUCGUGUGAGUGGUGCUGAACUUCUACCAGGUUCAAAACCACUUGUAACGCCUCGAGUAGGCUCCCAAGGCUUACAAAAUGGAGUAACAGUUGUUAAAGAAGAAGUAUCACCAAUAUCUUCCCUUCCUCAAGAUGGGAAUGCAGGUGGUGAUGAAGGAGGUGAAGGAGAUGACGGUGGUGAUGAUGAAGAUAAAGAGACGGAGGCUGAAGAAGAAAGUAUAGAAGGGCGGGGUGGUAAAGGAGGAACAGUUGCAAUAGGCUCAGAUUCCAGGGAAGAGAAUUUAAUUGGCAGUGAGAAUGAAAAGAACCAGUCAAUUGCAUCUGCAGGAGGCAUUUUACCUUCCGGCAGUCAGGAAUCAAAUGCCAAUCCUACGCAACCGGAAGUUGAAGAAAAGAAGGAGCCCGACAAAAAUCCACCCGUAGAGAACACACUCACACCAGGUAACGGAGAGAACACACUGCUUGAGGGCAUUGCGGGUGGAAUUCCUCCAUCACCUCCAGAAGACGGUGUUGAUUCCCGCGAAAAGGAUGGCGAAGACACUACAAGUGAAGGUAAAAAAAAUGUUUCGCCGCCUGCGACCGCAGCCACACCACAUGGACACCGAGAAAAAGGCUCAGAAGGGACUGGAGAAGAUACAAAAGCAACGACAGUAACCGCCAACACAACUGAUACGACGAGCACACAAAACAGUGACGGCAGCACCGCUGUCUCCCACACCACCUCCCCUCUUUUGCUUCUUCUUGUUGUUGCGUGUGCGGCUGCUGCUGCGGUGGUGGCCGCGUGA